This is a messenger RNA of Neocloeon triangulifer, 623 nucleotides long. RefSeq lists its product as uncharacterized. The record is from RefSeq and is a predicted model, not a curated record. The coding region runs from base 25 to 540 and encodes 171 amino acids. Lineage: Eukaryota; Metazoa; Arthropoda; Insecta; Ephemeroptera; Baetidae. The transcript has 2 exons.
ACAAAGAAAAAGGUUGAGAGCAACAUGUGUUUGAAAAUCGUUUCUUUGUGCAUCAUUCUUGGCUUGGUGUCAUCACAGGAGAUGGAAAAUGAAGUUGCAGGCAAAAGUCGACAAUCCUAUCUGCCGAACAACAACAGCCCCCCUUUAAAACAAAUGCAACAAUCCGUAGCCAUGCCUGUCUGUCCCUGCUCCACUGGAUCAAACAGUUACUUGCUCUGGCUCAUCUUUGCAAUCAAUUUAGCCCAGAUCUGUUUCAUUUCAUAUUGGUCUUACUCAAAGUGCAAACCGAAAGCGGUGACUGCUGAGACAAAAAAGGAACCUGAGCAGCCAAAGGCUAACGUCAAGAGUCAAACCGAGGAGAAAAAUUGUGUCGACAAUCCGGCUUGUACGGUGGAAAUUUGCGAAGCAGUAGAGAGGAGCAAUGUGUACGAUGAAGUAGGGGUGAAAAAUAAUCAAGAGAGGAAGUAUUUGCAGCCAGUAGGGCCUGACUACGUGGAAAUGAAGUCAAACAUUGUUUACUCUAAUCUCAAGAGGAUUUGAAAAAAAAAUAUGUCACAGAAAAGAAAAAUAAAUGCAUGUAUGUAUUAAGAUUGUAAUUUUCCUCUCGUUUGAAUAACAUCAUC